Blastomyces dermatitidis ER-3 is the source of this 3924-nucleotide messenger RNA. RefSeq lists its product as uncharacterized. NCBI's taxonomy places the organism in Eukaryota, Fungi, Ascomycota, Eurotiomycetes, Onygenales, Ajellomycetaceae. The coding region runs from base 154 to 690 and encodes 178 amino acids. The record is from RefSeq and is a predicted model, not a curated record. The transcript has a single exon.
UUUGGGUCAACCUGGGCGCAGUUCCUUGGGAUCAACUUGGGUACCAAAUUUCUCGUCAUCAUCUCCUUCUGGCCUCUUAUAAUAAACCUUACCACAAAUCAUGCCUUCCGACAAUCCUCUAGCUCCAGCUACUACUAACACUUAUUUAUCAUCAUGGAGUCCUCUCGAGACGGGACUGCUCCUCAAAUCGACCCGCCAUGGAAAACCACCUACCUCUUCGUCUACGGCUCCCUCAUGGACCUCGACGUCCUCCAACAUGUCCUAGCUCUCCCCAGUCCUCCGCCGCCUCUCCGCGCCGCAAAGCUCAGAAACUACAAAAUGAAGAUGUGGGGUCCCUAUCCCACUCUCAUCCCCAAGCCCUCCAGCUCCAAUGGUAGCAGAACGGAGGGUGGGGAAGGUGUCGAUGCUGCUGCUGAUGAUGAUGCUAUUCCCGGCAAGCUCUAUCUAGUCGAACACCCGGCGCAAUUCACACUGCUGGAGAGAUAUGAGACGAAAGCGUACGCCUGGCGCCGCUGUGUUGCGGAGUUUACCGAUGAUAACGGUAGCACUUCUACAACGGAGCAGAGCGGGUUCGAGUGUCGGACAUUUGUCUGGGCAGGGGAUCCUGAUAGUUCUGAACUAUCCGAUGGACCUGUAUUUGACUUGGAGAGGUAUCAGAAGCAUUUUAAGCCAAAGUUUUUGACGAGAUGACUUCCUUGAGGGAUUUUUAUCCGUUUCAUGGUGGAGUAUAUUGGCUCUCAUUGUCUCAGGGAGUUGAUAGGGAUAUCUCCGAAGGUGGUGUAAGACAUGUCUGUUGAGUAUGUUCUUCAGUCUUCCCUCCCUGACGAUCGAUGGACUUAUGCAUGUACAUGUGCGUGAAUAGCAGGCAGCUAAAAGAUGCUAGCAGCUGUGUUCAAGCUGUGUCAAAACGAAAGCUUUCAGUGAAUUACUAUAUAUUUACUUAUACAUGCGAUGACAGUAACACCGGGCAUGGUUUUUGCCGGAUCAAUGGUCUCCCCAAACACACCAAUCUGCCCUGCCGCUAUCUCACUUCUACUUGCCCUCCAAAUCCGUGAAGAAGCUAUACCCAAAACCCUCACUUGAAUCGUUAAAGCGUAGCUUCUUAUCAAUGCCGUCAAUCUGCUUGACAUAUUUAGGAUUGAGACGGAAAUCAGAUUGCAAGUUCUGCAGGAUGCGUUCUGGCGUCUUGGACUUGACGAGCACGGAGUGGCCGCGCGCAAUUCCCCAUGCUAAAAGAGAGAGGGAAAAUAGAGGAUAUCCCAGUCAGCGAAAAUAUUGCAACGACCGCAGUCGAUAUAAAGAAAUCGAAUUCACACAUACCUAGCGCAACCUGCGCACACGUCUUCUCAGUUUUCUCCGCCACCUCCUUCAGAACAGGAUCAUCAAGCAUCCGCCCCACCUUCUCCCGAUUAUAAAUCUCAUUCUGAUUACCCAGUGACGAAUACUGUGUAAUAUGAAUUCCCUUGCUAGCGUGGAACUUUACGAAUUCCUCCUGCUGGAGCCAGGGGUGCAGUUCCAUCUGGUGAACGGCGGGCACAAUGGAGCUGUUAGCGAGCAGUCGCUCGACCUCCGCCUUGGAGAAGUUGGAGAUCCCUAUCGCCUUGGUUUUGCCGGAUUGCUGGAGCUUUUCCAUUGCUUUGUAUGUCUGGUGCGUUUGUAAGUAUACUUAAUAGUAUAAAAUUUGGAAUUCCCCUGGGGUAGAUGGGGAGGUUUGGGGUUCCGAGAGGCCAGUAGGAGGAGGUGGUGGGGAUGCGGGGAGAAACACAUACAUCAACAUAAUCAAUCUUCGCAAUCUUCCGCUUUCCCUGUUCAUCCUGGGGAAACAGCUCGUCCCCACGCGCAAAGGCAACGGGCCAAUGCAUGAGAUAAAGAUCCACAUAGCUCACGCCCAGAUCCUUCAGUGACUGGCUAAGAGCGGCGUCGACGUCGUCUGGGUGGUGUUUGUUAUUCCACAGCUUGGAGGUGAUGAAGAUUUGGUCCCGGGGAAUUCCGCAUUUUUUCAAUGCACGGCCGAUGGCGGCUUCGGUUCCGUAGCUAUAGGGUUUUUGUUUACGACGUUGGUCAGCUAGCUACCUAGCUUAUAUUUAUUUUGGGAGGGUGGUGUUGAAAAAGGGGGCCGCGGGAUGAAAUGUUAAUUCGAUUGCUCUUACAUGGCUGCUGUAUCGAUAUGGCGGUACCCGGCUUCCAGCGCGGUCAGCACAGCUUUCUCCUGCGCAUCCUCGUCUUGCCAAGUCCCCAGGCCUAUAGCUGGGAUGUAGGCGCUGGUGUUGAGCUUGAAUUUUGUGGGUGAGGCGGCCAUGGUUUGUUUAAUGGUCCAAUUAGAGUAUGGGAUAUGCGUAUGGGAUAGAAACCAAAAAAGAGGAAUUCAAUUGAGGUUAAGUAAGAUGUUGCUUCAUUCAGUUGGAAGCUGGGAAACUCCGGUACUGGUUAUGACGUCCAUAUGAGCAGCGUCUCUCAACAACAAAAAAAUUCAAUCUUCUUCUAAGCACCACUUUGACUUGUUGCGUCUUUGAAAAAGGUAUUUGUUUCCCCAUAACUAAUCUAACUAUUUCUAUUGGGGCAAAGGAUGCUUAAACGGGGGAAAAAAGGGAGGGAGAUCGAAACUUCGAAGCCACUGUGAUGUCAUGAAAUUCACCUCAUAAUUGGAACGUCAUCACUGCAGUCUCAUCAUGCCGUAGUGAGGUACAAAGUUAUAGUUAUAGAAGAGAUCCAUGCAACCAUGAAGCUGCUCAAAUUCUCGCCAAAAAAUAAAAUGACUGAAAGAGAGAAAGGUGGAAGAAAAGAACGUUCCGGUAUGAAUGAGCUCCUGAGGGCAAGAUAUCUCAUUCUGUCCAUGUCUCUAGGCCGAGGUUUUCAUUUUGUUAUGAGGUUAAAUCCCCACGUUUAGGGAGAAGCAAAAAAAGACUGCUUACCUAUUGUAUUAUUAUUAGUUAUUGUUAUUUCUGAUGCGAGCAGGCGGGUGCCGGAAUUUGUUGGACCGGCAGUUUCUUUUUUUCUCUUUUUUCUCUUCUUUUUUCUUUUUCCCUUUUCUGGCAUCAUCUGUAUGGAACCUUACGGGGAGCUUCUCGACUCUGCUGCGUCCUAUAUAGUAUAAAUUGUUGCAGAAUCUCGGCAGCCCUACGCAUAUUAAUAAUACGUUACCCAUUGACUAUUGGUGUACUCCCGGUCAAAAUACCAAAAUACACAGCCUCGUUGUGGCAACCCGCAGUAGCCGUAAUGUUUGACCAUUUUCCCCUAGCGCAACAUGGCAAAUGCUAUAUAGCCCUCCCUCCUGGCCCCUCAAACGGCCCCGAAUGCCACGUUGCUCUGCGUUAAAAAGGAAAGGUUCUCGAAUCUUUCGGGGUUCGAGGUUCGGCUGAAUUAGCUGUACAAGGGCCGUACGUCUGGUUGUCUCCUCUCUAUAAUUAUUUACAUUCAGUAACGGCAUACCUUGGGGGGGUGGAUCUACUUGGCAAAAGCCACCGAAUUCAUAAAUACAGGUCUCAUGCAAAGCCUCUAACCAUAAUAAGCAAUUUUCGUGCGAGAAGGUGUUGCAUAAGAUUCCAAGUAUUGAUCUGACUCAAUCUGAAUCAUGAUGCAGCUCCCAAAAACGUUGAUAGUGUGGCUGAGGCGGGACGUGGAGCCCACCAGACGCCCAGAUUCCAACAAAUAGAGGAUCAAUAGAUGACUUGGAACGAAUGAUUGUGCCAAAAAUAGUAAUAUCAGCCUAUUCUCGAAUUCACGGCUUCAUGCGCCCAUCCAUCAGCAACUGGCAGCGUAUUGUUCUGCAGCUUUAUGUACGGUUAGGUUCGCUGGGGAUGACACUCGAGCCUGUAAGAAUAAUUGUAGUGAGGGGGUGCAGAGGAACUUGCCCCGCUGAUAUAACAUGAUAUAUUGUUCUCCAGAUGUUAGUUAAUGCUAAUGCUAAUGCUAAUGCUAAUGCUA